UCCGCCCAGAGCCCCUGAUGCGGCGGCGUCCCCUGCGCCGUUCCGUCGUCGGACACGUGUCGUCGGGCAUUCUGCUGCUGGACCGUCGGCUCGACCGUCGGCGCGGACCCGGACACUGCUGCUGGCAUGCGGCCGCCGCCAUGCUGAGCUCCAGGGCUUACCUGCCGUCCGCGCCCGACUCGCCCCGCGCAGCCCGCGCAGCCCGCGCAGCCCGCGCAGCCCCGGCAUGCGGCCACACGCCGCCACCCUCGGGUCGCCGUCAGCCUCCGCCCCCCGCCGCCGCCGCGGCCGCCGACCUGACCUGACACUAUGGUCCGCGUCAGCCCCGCGCCGUGCCGCAGCCCUUGAGCUAGGACCCUGAGCGUCGCAUCGCCACUUCUGCCAAUCCGCCGCCACCACCACCACCACCACCACCACCAUGGCGAGGGCAUCGAUUUCGGGAGACAGACAGAGACUGCCAGACGAGGCGAACCCUCAGAAGAAAACGCCGAUGGUGUGCUUUAGGAGGUUGCAAGAUGGGGUGCCGGCGCGCGUCGUGCUGUACAUGCUCUCCUUCACGGGCUUCCUCGUCUCCUUCAUGAUGCGGACCGACAUCAACAUCGCCAUGGUGGCCAUGGUGCGGCAGCCGCGGCCGGAGCUCAGCAACGAGAGCGCCGUCCUCGGGGGCAGCAGCAGCACCUCGUCGCCGUCCGAGCCGCGCUACUGCUACGCGGGCGCGCGGGACGCCAACGGCAGCCUCACGGCGCCGCCCGAGGACGAGGAGGGCGAGUUCGAGUGGGACGCCCGGACGCAGUCGGCCAUCCUGGGCUCGUUCUACUGGUGCUACGUCCUGUCCCAGGUCAUGGGCGGCCUGCUCACGCAGCGCUUCGGCACCAAGGUGGUCUUCGGCCUGUCGCAGUUCGUCACGGCCGCCUGCUCGCUGCUCAUCCCCGUGGCCGCCGAGGCCCACUACGCCCUGCUCAUCGCGCUCCGCUCCGUGCAGGGCGUCGCCUCGGGUUUGACGUGGCCCGCGAUGUACGCGGCGGUGGGGCCGUGGAUUCCGGCCUCCGAGAGGAGUCGCUUCAUGUCGUCCUUCCAAGGCUUCAGUUUCGGGAUAGGGCUGACGUAUCCCUUGUGCGGCUUCAUCAUCGCCCAUUUCGGCUGGCGGGUGGUGUUCUACGUGACGGGCAGCCUGGGCAUGCUGUGGUGCGUGUUCUGGUGGCUGCUGGCCUUCGACUCGCCCGGCCAGCACCCCAGAAUCACCCCAAAGGAGCUGCGCUACAUCCAGAGCAACGUGUCAAACUCCAUCGUGGAUGGCAAGGGAGUACGCGUGCCGUGGAAGAAAAUCUUUACAUCCCUCCCGGCCUGGUCCAUCGGCAUCACCACCUUCGGAAGGAUAUGGAUUCACUAUGUAUUCAUCAUACCAGGUCCCAUGUACAUGAAGACUGUUUUAGGAUUUAGUAUUCAGGCAAACGGUGUCCUUAGUGGUGUGCCAUUCUUGUUGAGCUACCUUUCUUCGGUAGUGUUUUGCUCCGUCGCUGACCGGCUUGUGACACGGAAUGUCCUCAGCCUGACCAACACACGUAAACUGAUGACCGCCAUUUCCCAAGUCCUUCCCGGUCUACUCGUCCUCGUUAUCGGCUACCUCGGCUGCCACAUCGAGUUGGUGCUCGUCACCUGGUUCCUGGCCGUCACCCUCAUCACCGCCGCCUACGCCGGGGCUAUGGCCAGCGUCGUGGACAUCGCGCCGAACUUUGCAGGACCCAUUCUGGCAUUUGCUCAGACAAUACAUAUGACUGCGAGCUUUAUAUCUCCUUUGGUUGCUGGCUUCAUCACACAAGAAAGCCAAAGCCUGGAGCAGUGGAGGAAGGUUUUUGGUGUGUCAGCAGUUGUAGCCUUAGUUACAUAUUUGUUUUUCCAAAUAUUUGGCACUGCAGACAUCCAGGAUUGGAACUAUCCUGAAAGUAAUCUGCCAAGUGAAUCGGAGUCUCCGAACGAGCCUUUGAAGAGAAAAACAUCUAAUAUGAAUCGUGAUGAAAGUGAUACCUUUACUGACGCGUGAUAUCUUGGUUUACUAUGUGUUUCAAAUAUGUUGUCCUCUCGUUGAUUUGAUAGUAUUAGUGGUAGUACGGUUCGAUAAACUACUAUUCCUUAUACAUGUCAGGUAACUGAUUCAUGCCGCGCACUUUCGUAGUUAUACUGUACAGCAUGUAGGGGUGGGUUGCCUACGCGCACGGGGUCAUAAGGAGCCUUGGGCAGCAAGCUGAGACAAACCCGCCAGCACCUGUGCAUGCGGCACAGUAUAACUACGAUAGUGCGCGGCGUGAAUCAGCCACCUGGUACAUAGAUAAGUAUUUUGCAUUUAUUUUUGUUACUAAACAUAUCUAGAUUUCAAUACUGUUUGCAAAGUCUCUAGACAUAUAGAAAUCUAAACAUCUAUAAUGAAAAACAACUAUAGUUUACCUUGAACAAUCUUGUUAAAUUUGAAGAUGGAUUUUAAUGUUGUUGAAUGAUGUGAGGUAUAAUAGAAGCGAGGACAGGGUCAGGUCUUUAAUUUUCCAUUGUAAAUAAAUAAACUAUAUUCGUCUUACUUAUCGUCCAGAGAGCAAAGCUACAAAAACAGAGGCUUUCUGUGCCAAAAUAUAUCUUUAUAUGUUUAUUCAGCAGAUGAUAAAUUAUAUUGUUUAAAAUGAACAUUUCAUUUAAAUUCAUUUAUACUUUAAGAUUAUAUACUAUUGUAUUUCUUUCUUUAAUCUCUCUUAUUAUCAGUCAAAGUGAUAAUCAACGAAACUACGACAAAGUAACACAGAAUGGUCACAAAAGUUACAUCAAUGUAUGACAUAAUAUUGACGUCAAAAUGACGAAUUUUUGGCGGAAAUAGUGAUUUCUCUCGGUGACGUUUCCGUCCAAUAAAUACGUCACUUUUCGUCACCAUUCUGUGUUCAUUUGGUACGUUUAUUAUAUUUAUAUACCGAGGAAAUUUAAGGAUUUGUAAAAAGUAGGGGCACAGAUGCAGUCAGUGUGUGAGGUGUGAGAAAUGUAUAACAAAUUGCUCAUUUUUUGAUAGUGUGCGUUUUCCAUGACUGCGCCUGAAAGCAGCCCAGACAGAAAUGAAAAUAGCAUCCAAGUCGAUCUGACGUCGAUUUGACAUCGAUUUAAGAGACACAAUCACGUUUUACGAGCAACAUCGACGUCGAUUCAACGUCGGACGACUUACAUUUCUGUCUGGGCAAGGGCACGAAUGAAUAAUAGCAUGAUUUAGUGCAACUGUCUUCUGUAGAGGAAUAUUCUUCAAGUCAAAACUAAUCCCAUGUAACUUGUUAUCGUUCAUUAUGGUCGGAGAACACACAAAAAUAUACUCCAAAUAAACAGGCGACUGUAAUACUGUAAAA
This is a messenger RNA of Frankliniella occidentalis (western flower thrips), 3371 nucleotides long. It is a transcript of the gene MFS17, whose product is annotated as sialin. Lineage: Eukaryota; Metazoa; Arthropoda; Insecta; Thysanoptera; Thripidae. Bases 419 to 2041 code for a protein of 540 amino acids. The record is from RefSeq and is a predicted model, not a curated record. Gene Ontology annotation, biological process: monoatomic anion transport; transmembrane transport. The transcript is spliced from 12 exons. Gene Ontology annotation, molecular function: transmembrane transporter activity. Gene Ontology annotation, cellular component: plasma membrane.